Molecule: messenger RNA, 987 nt
Organism: Oncorhynchus kisutch (coho salmon)
Lineage: Eukaryota; Metazoa; Chordata; Actinopteri; Salmoniformes; Salmonidae
Product: protein FAM217B
Exons: 4
Coding region: 1-987 (328 amino acids)
Source: RefSeq, a predicted model, not a curated record
AUGUCUGAGAUGUUCUACCUGUGUCUGUUACUUCAGCACUCAGGCUCCAGCCAUAGCUCCCAGGUCCUGCCUGGAGGUGUACCUGUGGGCCAGAGGACAGCCCAGGUGUCUGGGAGGUUGGGAUGUGUAGAGGGGGAUGUAGAGGGGAAAGAGAAGGGAGAAGGGGACAUAUACAGUGACAUAGACACAGACCUGUCUGAAUCAGAGAGGCUCCCUCUCCCCUCCUCCCCAUCCUCCCCCCCUAACCUCGACCUCCAUCCAGAGGUCAUCUUUCCCCAUGACUUCCAACCUGAUCUCCCUGGACCCCGAGGCCAUGCCCCUGGUCUGUUCAGCUACCCAGAUUUCCUCCCUCCACCUUUCAACUCCUGGAGCCUCCGGCAGCUGGCCGUGUUUCUCCACCCAGAGGGAAGACACCCCCCCCGCUCCAGACCUGCAGGCAUGGCGCUGGACAGGUACCUGGAGCAGCUACUGCUGCUGGAGUGGCUCCGGAUCCAGACGGUUCAGGAGGAGAGUGGGAGUGUGUCCUCUGUUCCAACCAGUCGCUACUGUUCCCACCAUGGUGCACCCUCCCUCCACAGGAGACUCAGCUCUCCCAAAUGCAUCCUCCAGUGCCAGAGAGCUUUCCCUGUUACUCUCCUCUCCUCCCUGUCUCCCUCUGCCUCGCUGUCUGGCUGCACACAUUACCACACUCGCUACCCGCCCUGUACUGGGGCCUGCCGCUCACACACCUCUCCCUGCCUCAACCCCUUCUCUGACCACCGGGGCCGUGUCUCUCUCCCCAAGAGGAGCCACAGUGAGAGUCGGGUCCACUCUGCUGAGAAGGCUUCUGGGCGUCAGAGUUGUGGGAGCCCUGCCAUGGGGAUUGGCCACCUGAAACGGAUGCAGGCUUUUGGGAACAUCCGUAACCCUGUAGCCCAGGCCAAGGGCAUCGACAGUAGUCAGGCACCCCAGACAGGCCAGGGUGAGGAGGAGGAGAAGUGGAUCUGA